This is a messenger RNA of Manis javanica (Malayan pangolin), 2840 nucleotides long. It is a transcript of the gene TACC3, whose product is annotated as transforming acidic coiled-coil containing protein 3. NCBI's taxonomy places the organism in Eukaryota, Metazoa, Chordata, Mammalia, Pholidota, Manidae. The record is from RefSeq and is a predicted model, not a curated record. Gene Ontology annotation, biological process: cerebral cortex development; nuclear migration; mitotic spindle organization. Gene Ontology annotation, cellular component: cytoplasm.
GCAGCCCCUCCCCUCCGCCAGUUCAGCGAGCCGCGGCUCCCCGGCACUCCCAGUGCCCCCCGCGCCCAGCGGGCCCAUCGCCCCGGAAGCAGAACAGCAGGCGCGUGGGGACGUGGCCAAGAGGCAAGGCCUCCCAUUGGCCGCCAGCGUCCCGUGCGUCACAUCCCCUGCCGCGCGCUGAUUGGCCGCGGCGCAAACCGUCGGUAUUUGAAUCGGCGGCGGGCGGUCUCACUCCCGGACUCGGCGCUUCCGCACCUUCGGCUCCUUGCAGCGGCCUGCAGAAUGAGUCUGCAGAUCUUCAAUGACAAAAAUGUCACUGGUGACAAAAGUACAGAAAACUGUGACUUCCUGUUUUUACCACCGGAACUUACCGGAAGAUCUACUGUUCUGCGUCUGUCACAGAAAGAAAAUGUGCCACCCAAGAGCACUGCCAAAGCAAUGAAGGCAAGCGUGUUGUGCCUGGGGAAGGUAACUUUUCAGACACCUCUGAGGGACCCACAGACACACCGGAUUUUAAGUCCUAGCAUGAGCAGCCAAUUUGAGCUUUGUUUUGCUCUGGAUGACACCAUUGGAUUAGAAAACUCCCAUCAAAUCUGGACCCAGAAAGAGAACCAACAGUUUGCUAAGGAAGUGGACACCAAAACAACCAAUGGAAUUCAACAGAAACCAGCAGUGGCUGAUGCCAACCCACCUCCAGGGCACUUGAGACCAGCCUCUGAAGACAGGUGUUCCAGCAGACCCACCUCAGCUCCCCUGACUAGCCUGGGUCCCUCCGGCUCUUCCCAGAUGCUGGGAAGUCCUCAACACCAAGCGGCAUCCCCAGCACAGAUGUCUGGGAGCCUUGGACGAUCCUCCGAGGAAAGUGCUCACUCCUCCUCCUCAGAGUGGAGCGUCACGUCUGCCUCUGACGUCCUGGAAGACCCUCCUGGAACGGCACCCCAGGAUAGACCGGAGGACACCCCCAGAGCCGCCGGAGGAGGCGGGGGCUGCAUCUCUGCUUCCUCACCCACCUUGCCACACGGUGCUCACCCUCAGGGGGCACGCAGAGAAGGGCCCCUCGCAGGCCUGCCUGGCGAAGCCCCAGCCCGCCCUGAGGAUGCUUCUGGCCCCGAGAACACCGCCCCAGCUAGCCCUCAGGAGGCCGAGGGCGCCAUGUCUCCACGUUCUCAGGCGGAAGGGGCCAGCGGCCGGAGGGCCGACCCCUCGCCAGGCGGGCCUGCGAGGCUAGAAUUUGACUUCUCUGACCAGACCUCCAGCGAAAGGUCACCCCCACCAGGGACCCUGGGGAAGAGACCUGGCCUCAAAGCCCCUUUGAGAGGGCCAGAAGCAGGGCAGAAAGAGGCCCUCACAGAGGCAGGCAAGGGUCCCGUUCUGCCUCCUUGGGGAUCUCACAUCCUGGACUGGGACAAGCUGGAUGACCCAAGCUUCGACCUGUCCAGAGGUGGUGGGGAGGCCUGGCCCUCGCAGCAGCCCAAGAGCAGAUCAGCCAGGCCUGUGGCCAAGCAGCUGAGCGUUGGCCCCAUGGCCACAGAGGACUUGCCUUUGAGCCAGCAGGUGCCAGAAGCCUCAGUGGAUGGCAUGCCCCUGGUGACAACCUCAGCAGGGACCAGAGAAGCGACGGGUGAGGAGGGGACCGCGGAUUCUCCGGGUGCACUGGCCCCCUCCAACAGCCCAGGCAGCGAGCCCUCUGCCCUGCCUGCUGCUCCAGCAUGCCCUGCUCCUCAGCGGGGGCCAGAGCCCACCACGGACCCAGAGGAGGAGCGCUUCCGAGACCCGGCCGAGGUUUUAGGCACGGGGGCCGAGGUGGAUUACCUGGAGCAGUUUGGGAUGUCCUCAUUCAAGGAGUCAGCCCUGCGGAAGCAGUCCUUGUACCUCAAAUUUGACCCACUUCUGAAGGACAGCCCUCAGAGGCCGGCAGCUGCAGCCCCCAAGAGCAGCAGCAUGCAGGUGGCAGACGCACCUUCUUUGGAAGGUCCUGAAGUGAAGCUGGUGGAACUUGACUCCCCGGGAGCUGCAGGUGUCCCCGUGCUGUGCCCUCCUCUGUGUGUUCUCGGGCCCCUGCAGCCACCCCUGGGCCCCAUCGUGGACAUGCUGCAGUACAGCCAGAGGGACCUGGAUGCGGCAGUGGAGGCAGUUCAGAAGGAGAACCUGCUGCUGCGGAGCCAGUGUGAGGCCCUGCACGCCAAGAACCUGGAGAUGGGGAAGAUCAUGGACGGGUUUGAGGGGAUCGUGUACCAGGCGAUGGAGGAGGCUCAGAAACAGAAGGAGCUCUCCAAAGCCGAGAUCCAGAAGGUUCUGAAAGAAAAAGACCAACUGGCCACAGACCUGAGUUCCAUGGAGAAGUCGUUCUCUGACCUUUUCAAGCGGUUUGAGAAGCAGAAGGAGGCGAUCGAAGGCUACCGUGCGAACGAAGAAUCGCUGAAGAAGUGUGUCCAGGACUACAUAGUCAGGAUUGAAAAGGAAGGCCAGAGGUACCAGGCGCUGAAAGCCCACGCGGAGGAGAAACUCAGGCUGGCCAAUGAGGAGAUCGCCCAGGUCCGGAGCAAGGCCCAGGCAGAGGCCCUGGCCUUCCAGGCAAGCCUGCGGAAGGAGCAGACGCGCAUCCACUCACUGGAGACGGCUGUGGAGCAGAAGACUAAAGAGAAUGAUGAACUGACACGGAUCUGUGACGACCUCAUUUCCAAGAUGGAGAAGAUCUGACGCGGGCCCAGCCUGCCUGCGCUGCCGCCGUCCACCCACCUAUCUGUGGAAGGUUCCAUGUUCUUUUUUCUGUUACCCUCAACCUGUUUUUAAACUAGAUUACUUUAACAAGACUAAAUAAAGUUUCCCUCAAGUUGAAA